AUCGAUAUUUUUUCAUAAAAAUUUUUAAGCUAAUCCUAAGUUGUAGAAUUGAUUGUUAUUAUAUGAUUUUUGAUUUAAAAACUUUAAUUAAUUUAUUAUUUAUUAACUAAAUUAUUUAAUGAUAUAUUGAUAAAAUGAAUGAUAUUGUUAAACAUACUCUUUUUAAUUUUCCGAAAUCAUUUAAAUUUAAAUUAAAUGACUUGAAAUUUAUUCAAUAUCGGUAUGCUCAUAAUGUUCGUCCACCACGUAUUAAAUAUCCAAUGUGGUAUUUACAGCGAGAACGUGCAAAAGAUGAACAACACUUGACCUCUGAUAAUCGUGCUUUUAUAAAAGAAGUUGUUCAUGAUAAAUUUGGCAUGCCUGCUGUUAUACAUGGUAUUUCAACUUAUGACUUAAAAUCUCCACUUGCUGAAAAUUCUGUAGAACACAAUGUUAAAUGGAAUCCAAAAUUCACACGCUCUGGAUUAAUAGCAAGAAAAAUUGGCAACUAUCCUUUAUGGUUAAAUAAUGGUAAAAGUGUUCUUACCACAUUAUUGCAAGUAAUAGAUAAUCAUGUUAUUAAGUACAUACCACCAGGAGAAUUUGAUCCUCCUCGUAAACCAUACAGCUGUCCAAAUCAUAAAAAGCAACUAGGAUGUCUACUUGUUGGAGCUGAAAGUGCUGAUCCACAAUAUUUUACAAAGGAAUAUUGUGGUAUAUUUUACAAAGAAGGAAUGAUGCCUAAAAAGUAUUUAGGAAGAUUUCUAAUAUCUCCUGAAGCAGCUUUGCAACCAGGUACUCCACUUUUGGCUUCACAUUUUCGUGUUGGUGAUACUAUUGAUAUCCGUGGAAAAACAAUUGAUAGAGGAUUCCAAGGUGUCAUGAAACGUUGGGGCUUUCAUGGUAUGCCUGCUACUCAUGGUGUAACUAAAUCACAUCGUAGAGGAGGUAAUAUUGGUCAUGGAGGGGAGAAAGGAAGAGUUUUUCCUGGCACUAAAAUGCCUGGUCAUAUGGGAAACAGAUAUAGAAUUCAUAGAGGUGCAACAAUCUUAAGAAUUAAUCACAAGUUUAAUGUUAUUUGGGUAAAAGGUGUUGCAUCACCAGGAGAAACUAAUUCCAUUGUGUACUUGUAUGAUACUCUGUUACCAUUGAGAAAACCUAAGACUGCUUUGCCGUUUCCUACAUCUAAAAGAUCAGAGGAUAAUGAAAUAGAUUCUUAUGCUGAUGAAGUUUAUAAAUUUACUGACCAGACUAUUACAUUUGAAGAAGAAAAAUAGAAUAUUACUGUUAUUUUUACUUAUUGUAUAUAAUUUAUUAAAGAUAAUUUAACUAGUUUA
Messenger RNA from Daktulosphaira vitifoliae (grape phylloxera), 1316 nucleotides. RefSeq names its product 39S ribosomal protein L3, mitochondrial (gene mRpL3). The record is from RefSeq and is a predicted model, not a curated record. NCBI's taxonomy places the organism in Eukaryota, Metazoa, Arthropoda, Insecta, Hemiptera, Phylloxeridae. Gene Ontology annotation, cellular component: ribosome; mitochondrial large ribosomal subunit. Gene Ontology annotation, molecular function: structural constituent of ribosome. The coding region runs from base 135 to 1256 and encodes 373 amino acids. Gene Ontology annotation, biological process: translation. The transcript has a single exon.